Messenger RNA from Saitoella complicata NRRL Y-17804, 1326 nucleotides. Its product is annotated as aspartate aminotransferase. Gene Ontology annotation, cellular component: mitochondrion. Lineage: Eukaryota; Fungi; Ascomycota; Saitoellomycetes; Saitoellales; Saitoellaceae. Gene Ontology annotation, molecular function: L-aspartate:2-oxoglutarate transaminase activity; pyridoxal phosphate binding. The record is from RefSeq and is a predicted model, not a curated record. Gene Ontology annotation, biological process: L-aspartate catabolic process; biosynthetic process. The coding region runs from base 64 to 1326 and encodes 420 amino acids. The transcript is spliced from 2 exons.
GUCAUCUCCAGCGCUCGGUCAUCGCCAAUUGAGACCUCCAUACCAUCCAUACCAUCAGCAGUGAUGUUGUCUGUGAGAACCGCUCUUCGCUCGACUACUCGUCUCCAAUGUCUCCGCACUGUGAGCACCUGGGCUCAUGUCCCCAUGGGUCCUCCGGAUGCGAUCCUCGGUGUUACUGAGGCUUUUAAGAAGGACACCGCUUCCCAUAAGAUCAAUCUUGGUGUCGGUGCUUACCGUGAUGACAAGGGCAAACCCUACGUCCUUCCUUCCGUCCUCGAGGCCGAGAAGAGGAUCACCGAGAAGAAGAUGGACAAGGAGUACGCACCCAUCACCGGUGUUGCUUCUUUCACCAAGCUUGCUUCGCAGCUUGCUUACGGUGCCGACUCUACCGACUUGAAGGAGGGUAAGAUCGCUGCUACUCAGUCCAUCUCCGGUACCGGUGCUUUGAGGAUCGCCGGUGCCUUCUACAACAAAUUCUACCCCAACAAGACCAUCUACCUUCCUUCUCCCUCAUGGGGUAACCACACUCCCAUUUUUAAGGAUUCGGGAUUGGAGGUCAAGUCUUACAGGUACUAUGACAAGGAGAACAUCUCCCUCGAUAUCAACGGUAUGAUCGAGGACAUCAAGGCUGCGCCUGAGGGUAGCAUCAUCUUGUUGCACGCUUGUGCUCACAACCCUACUGGUGUUGACCCUACCGAGGACCAGUGGCGCCAGAUCUCUGACGCCGUCAAGAGCCGUGGUCACUUUGUCAACUUUGACGCUGCUUACCUUGGUUUCGCUUCCGGUAACGUCGACAAGGAUGCUUUCGCCAUCCGUCACUUCAUCAAAGAGGGUCACCGUAUUGCGCUCUGCCAGUCCUUUGCCAAGAACAUGGGAUUGUACGGUGAGCGUGCUGGUGCUUUCUCCGUCAUGUGUGACUCUGCGGAGGAAGCCAAGAAGGUCGACUCCCAGAUCAAGAUCAUCGUGAGAGCGAUGUACUCUAACCCUCCCAUUCACGGUGCGAGGUUGGUGUCUGAGGUUCUUGGUGACGAGAAGUUGAACCAGCAAUGGUUGGGCGAGGUCAAGGGUAUGGCUGACCGGAUCAUCUCCAUGAGGACGCAGUUGAAGAAUCACCUUGAGGAGUUGGGAUCUAAGCACGACUGGAGCCACAUUACCUCGCAGAUUGGUAUGUUCUGCUUUACUGGAUUGAAGCCGGAGCAGGUGGAGAGAUUGAUGAAGGAGCGCUCUGUGUACUUGACCAAGGAUGGACGUAUCUCGGUCGCGGGUAUCUCAUCGGACAACGUCAAAUAUCUGGCGGAGUCGAUUCACCAUGUUACGAAGGAUUAA